Messenger RNA from Racocetra persica, 185 nucleotides. Lineage: Eukaryota; Fungi; Glomeromycota; Glomeromycetes; Diversisporales; Gigasporaceae. The record is from the annotation of a GenBank genome assembly.
CUAGCACUGAUAUAGAUCUAGCUGCUAAUCGGGAUCAAGCAUUUGGUAUUCUUAGAGGGUGUCUACGUGAGCGAGCUGGUAUGGGUGCUCUUCAAAGACGCACUAUAGCACAGAUAAAUACUAGUAAUAGCUUUAGAAAUCCUUUAAUUGCCCAUGACUAUGCAAAUACUGCUAGUAAUAAUGCA